Girardinichthys multiradiatus is the source of this 2806-nucleotide messenger RNA. RefSeq names its product spartin a (gene sparta). Lineage: Eukaryota; Metazoa; Chordata; Actinopteri; Cyprinodontiformes; Goodeidae. Bases 956 to 2632 code for a protein of 558 amino acids. The transcript has 7 exons. Gene Ontology annotation, cellular component: plasma membrane. Gene Ontology annotation, biological process: negative regulation of BMP signaling pathway; cell division. The record is from RefSeq and is a predicted model, not a curated record.
UAAAACUAAUGAGAAAUAGCAAGCUGUAGUUUAACAGUAAAUCAAUAUAUGUAAUUUCGAAUUAGAAUCUUUACGUAAAGUUAAUUUAUUUAGGUAAUUCAGCUCAAUAAGUGAAAAUCACAGAUGACUUAGAUUCAGUACACACAGGAUGGUAUAUUUCAGCGGUUCAUUCCUUUUAAUUUACAUGGUUAUGGUUUACAGAUGAUGAAAAUGCUAAUUAAAGCUUUUCCGAAUAAAGGAUAACAUCAGAGCAAUAAAGGAAAGAUGCAUAGAUGUCGACGUUCUGAGAGAUGUGUCCGUGUACUGUAUAGUAUAUGCCCUCAAAACUUGGUCAGGGCCAUGUUUGCUUGAAAUAUUGCAUCAAGGCAGUGUGCCUCGGAGACGAUCAGCAUAUGGCUCUACAAUUUUAAAAGCGGCCUUCAGCUUGUCUGCAUUGUUGGCUCUGGUGUCUCUCACCUUCCAUUAAACAAGACUCUAUGUGGGUUUUAGGUCAGGGAAGGUUGGUGGACUAUCAGGAUCAUUAAAGCAGGUAUGGGUACUUUGGCUUGGUGUACAGGUGCCAAGUCCUGUUGGAACAUGAAAUUGACCUCACCAUAAGACUGGUCCACAGAGGAAAGCAUGAAGGGCUCUAUAAUUUAAUCUUUACUGACUGUGGACCUCAGAAAACACCAGCAGAUUACAACUUGGAUUCUGUUCCUCUUCACUCUUCCGCCAGAUUUAGGGACUUUUAUUACCAAAUAAAAUGCAAACUUUAUUUUGAUAUGAGAAGAAGACUUCAAACCACUGAGCGUGAGUGAGGCCCUUUUUUCUCCUUAUUCCAGUUAAGAAACUUGUAAUGUUUCUCUCUGGUUUAGGAGUGCUUAAAAUUUUCUGAAAGACUGAAUCAUUAAAAUUAGCAGAAAUAAAUAUGUGAAAUCUGUCACUGUAUUAAAUCUAUGAAAUAUGACAUACGCCUAUGUCUGUACUUUUAGUUUGCAUCUUUUUUAUUGUCUUAGUUUCUGUAUCCCCUUUGCUUUCCAGCAUGUCUGAGCCUGCUGAACUGCUGGUCAUCAAGGACCAGUAUGAGCUGGCCCAACAAUUCCUGAAUUGUGGAUCAGCAGCUGAAGAGGCUGACAACAAAUCAGAUGCUCUGGUGUAUUACAAGAAGGGUCAUCUGCAUCUUACUCAAGGACUGGAGGUUCCCAUUGGAGGGGAAAGGCAGCAGGGAAAGGCCUGGGACAAGGCCAGACAGCUUCAGCAGAAGAUGAAGGACAUGUUGGGAACUAUCGACACCCGCUUGUCUAAUCUGGAAAUGUCCACAAGAGGAGACACAAAUGGCUUACUGUUGGAUGUGCCUUCUAAUCUUUACCCAGACUUGAUAAAUAAUGGUCAGUCCACCAAUAGUUCUGUCCACCAUCUGUACCCCACCAUACCAGAUACAUCACACAGCACAUCACCAGCCCGAAUCAGCCCUAUUUCUCCUGCUGUCCUGGACACACACACACUCCCUGCAGCAGGUCUGGAAACUGUAGCCAUGGAUAACUCAGCAGACCUGCCUCCAGCAUACACACCAAAGCCCAGGGAUGGGCACCACAGCCUGGCUUAUGAUCCCAUUGGAGGCGGCCUCUGGUCAGGGGUGCCAACUGACGGGAAGGAGCUGCUCACUAUCCCCUCUGGGGUGCAGCUCUUCUUUGUGGAACCAAAUGGUCAGGUCAGCUCUCUGUCCUAUCCGGGCUACCUCCGCAUUAUCGCAGUGGAUAAUCAGCAAAGUGAUCCUACCACGGGAAAACCCACUGCAUUUUUACAUGUUUGUGACCGCCUGUAUCCCCUGACAGCAGAAACUCCGGUGCUACUAGCUAACUCUGGGAUCUUCAUGUUUCCCGAAUACUUGACAGAGUUACCUGGCUCCUAUGUGGGUUUAGUGCUGUCCUCUGAACUGCCUGCUGCAGACUGUGAGAUGUUUCAUGAUCUUCUAUCACAACUUGCUGAUCUCAGGAUCCAGGGAACAGAAGGAGGUGAAGGAGAGGUCAUGAACUUGACAGUUAAAGUUCCCCUCAGUCCUCACAAUGAGCAAACACAUCUAACAACACCAGAGGUGGAAAAGGUAACACCUCUACUUCCUGGGUGGAGUGAGAAGAUUGCUCAAGGAAUCUUGUCCGGAGCUACAAGGUUAAGUCAGUCUUUUGCAAAAGGAGCAGAGGCCACUGGGAAUAUAAUUCAAAAAGGAGCAGCACAGAUCCGGGACCGCAUCACACCAGAGGAGACCCCAUCCGAGGUCAGUCCACAGGUCAGCAAAGGUCUGAAUGCUACUAAACAAGCUACUGGCGGUGCUGUUCGAGCCAGUAAAUUCUUAGUGAAUGGCUUAAGUACAAUUGCAGGGCAUGUAGCAGAAAAGGUGGCACCUCAUGUGAAGAAGCAUGGGGCUAAGCUGGUCCCAGAGUCUUUGAAAAAGAGUCAAGAUGGCCAGCCUUCAAACUUUGAUGGAGCCAAGUUUGUAGCAGCCAGCAGUAUCCAAGGUUUGAGUACUAUUUGGGAAAGUCUAGAAACUGGAGCAAAACACGUCUGCAAAAGUGUUGCAAGUGAAACUGUCUCAACAGUAAAGUACAAAUUUAGGGGUUUAGAGAGUCUUAUAAACAUGUCCGGCAACAUUUGACUUCACUGGGGAGUAAAGGCAAAGGCUUGUGACUUUGAAUUAACAACUGAUCUACACUGCUCAAAAAAAUAAAGGGAACACUUAAACAACACAAUAUAACUCCAAGUAAAUCAAACUUCUGUGAAAUCAAACUGUCCACUUAGGAAGCAACACUGAUUGACAACCAAUUUCACA